AAUUUUCAUAAAAGAGAAAAGGCGUUCAAUUAAGUAUACAACUCCCAAAGCUCCUAAUGCACUUUCAGUGUGCGAUGUUGAUAAGUUUAAUAACAAGCAUUUAUAUUUAUAGCAAGUAACUACGAGCGUGAUAGUUUAUGAUCACUUUUUUAUAUAUAAAAAUGAGAUUUAGAUACGCCCAUUUGGUAUUAUGUAGUGGUAUCAGCUCAGCUCAGCUCUGUUCUCAAAUAUGUGUAGGUAGUCUACUGACUCUAGCUAGAGUAAAGCCACGUGGUCAUGCACUUCUAAUGAGUGCCACGAAGUUCCAACUGUUGUCAAGAUCAGAAGGCACCUACGUAAAUGUCUUGCACACGUGUCGGCGCCGUACCACUCUAACUCCCAACUCUCUUCUUCUUCUUCUUCUUCUUCUCUCUGUGGUUAUAUAUAUAUAUAAAGAGGUCAAAAAGCAAGAGCAGAGAGAAGGUUUAUAAAUAAAGGGAAAGAGUAGAAGCAGCAAGAUGAACAGUAAUAGUAGCAAUAGUAGUUUGGAUAAGAGGACGUUCAUGGAUGAGCUUCGGAGCUUUGAUAAAGGUGGCUUCUUAGACUUGGGCCAUCCUCUCCUCAAUCGCAUUGCUGAUACUUUCGUCAAAGCUGCUGGGAUUGGAGCUGUUCAGGCCGUAUCUCGAGUAGCUUAUUUUACUGCUUUUGAAGGACUUGAUUCUUCUUCUAGUAGUGUGGGUAGUAUUACCUCAGAUGUCUCAUCAGCUGCCAAGAAGAGUCGAUUCCCAGACCUCAGAGGUGAAACCAACAGAAAUUCUCUUGAAGCCAUGGUGAAGAGCACAGGAAAAGAAUCAUUACAAUGGGGACUGGCUGGUGGAGUGUAUUCAGGUCUCACCUAUGGACUGGCCGAAGCUCGAGGAGCUCAUGAUUGGAAAAACAGUGCAGUUGCAGGAGCACUGACUGGGGUGGCGGUGGCACUUACGGCGGAGGAGUCGUCACACGAGCAAGUAGUCCAAUGUGCCAUAACCGGAGCUGCCAUCUCCACAGCUGCAAAUCUUCUCUCUCACAUCUUUUAAUUCAAUUUGGCGUCUUUAGUUUGGUUACUUUUCUAGUGUUGGUUCAUCAUAAUAUUACCUUACCACCACAGCAAUGAACACAGUAUUUAUAAUAAGUACAGAUAUUAGGCAGUUUGGAUUAUUAUUAUUAUUAUUAUUAUUCUCUAAAUGCCCUAUAGACAAAAAAAUUCAAUAAACAAAAUAGGCUCACAUAAGAGGAAGAUAAGCCAUUUUUUUUAGAUUAAAUUUCAAGCAUUAAUAACAUGUUUAGUUUUAGAAUCUACAUAGAACCAAAAAUGUUACUGCCAUUUUUUUUAUUGGUCUGUAAUGUUAAUUCUUUAGUUUAAAUCAUGGUCUAGCAAAACUUUUUUUUUUCUUUUUUUCGAGCUAAAAGUCGAUGAAGGGGGCAUACAAUGCAUUAAGGGGCAUUAAUUAGUACAUGUACAAAAAUAAUACUGUGAAUUUCCUGUAGAGAUGAAAUUGUAAGCAUUAAAAUCAGAUAGAUAUUCACAUAAAGCAAAUAAUUAACAAGGAGCCAGAUUCACAGUAGUAAUAAAGGGUUUAGAGUGUACCUACCAGAUCAACAACAGGAGGGGAGGAGACAACAUAAUUGUCUGGGUACUUUAAGCCAAAUGUGUGUAAAAUUUCUAUUUUAUAGGCAUGAUUCUGGUGAGAAUUAAUAUCCAUGUAAUUAUGUAUUUGAACAAAUUGAUGGUCAAAUAGAGAUGGAAAUUUUCUCCAGCCCUAUGGGUAGGAAGGACAUUUCACGGAUGAAUUAUCCACCAAAGCUUGUUAUUACAAGUAGGAAUGCAUAUUUGUACUAUGG
Molecule: messenger RNA, 1860 nt
Organism: Humulus lupulus (European hop)
Lineage: Eukaryota; Viridiplantae; Streptophyta; Magnoliopsida; Rosales; Cannabaceae
Product: outer envelope pore protein 16-2, chloroplastic
Exons: 7
Coding region: 498-1055 (185 amino acids)
Cellular component (GO): chloroplast outer membrane
Molecular function (GO): amino acid transmembrane transporter activity
Source: RefSeq, a predicted model, not a curated record